AUGGCGUCCCACGACCAAUCCCAGGGUUCGGCCGCCUCUCCCGGAAAUAUGGACAGCCACCAUCGCAGCGUGAGCCCGUCACCCCACAAUCAGCAGUAUCACGACCCAACCUCCGGCUUGGGCCUGGAUCCCUCCAUGUCCGCGGCCUUCGCGACAAACCAGCCCUUCAAUAAUGCCGACCCGGCCAUGGCAGGCGCAGACUCAUACGGCUAUUCGGGUGGCUACCUGUCCGCUGCCCCGCCAGCGCAGAGCCUCGUUCCACCCUCCGACCAGCAGUUCCCUCCAGCGAUCAACACCGGAAACAUCCCUAUCUCGCAAUCCUUUGAUCCAAACCUGGUCAAUCAAAUGGAUCAGGGACAGGCCGGGCUGCGACUCCCGCAGCCGGAUGAGAACUUCUCCAACCUGCUGAACACGAACCCCGCCGACUUGGACUACUCCGCGUACCAGAACCAUAGCCCCCAUAGUACCAACGCAUCGGAAUACGAUUCAUCACUCCUCCUUGACCCCCAAAUGCAUCAGCGUCCUUCCCCAAUGCACCAGGCAAUCAACCCGGCCGAUCUCGUCAGCCCGAUCUCCAAUCCCUCCGCCUCCUCGCACCCUUCCUCGCAAGAUCAACAACAAUCGUCGCCGGGCCCCAUCUCCCCUCCUGGCUCGACCCCGGGCACGUACUACACACCCCAACACUCGCGACACACCUCCUUGGACCCGUCCACGGCGGCGUAUCUGAGUGCGCAGUCAAACGCGGAUUGGGGGUCGGUCAUGAACAAUACCGCAUUCCAGGGCCACCGGAGAGCACCGUCUGAGGUGUCGGAAGUGUCUUCGGCCAACCAUUCCCCGUACUUGUCGCAGCACGAGUAUGAUGGUAUCGAGAACAAUCGCUCACCUUCCUUGGCCCCGCAAAGCGACCCCGCGCUAUACGAUAAUGCAUUUGGUAUCGAACAGUUCACCCUGUCGGAGCAGCACCAACAGCAGGCCUUCAGCCCUCUUCACAGCCCGUACAUAUCGCCUCGUUUGAUGCCACAGCAGGGGGGCGAAAUGGUGCCGACUAAUGGGGCCUAUCUCAAUGCCAACAAUACUUCCCAAUUCCCGCCCGCGCCGACCGACAUGUACGGGAUGCCGGGAGAUGCCAUGCUGAACCAGGGUCUCGACAAUGCUGGUGCCGAUAUUGGUCAGGCGUCUUCAAUGGCUCCUCCUUCUAUCAACGUGGAGUUUGCUCCUCCAUCAAGAAAUCCGAGUUUCGGUCCCUCUAAACCGGCGACUGACCUGGACUCAUUGAGUCCCCCAGCAAUGCGUGAGUUACAGUCAUGGCGUUUCAAUUUCGAAUCACGAGACACUAAUAUCGUGACAGGUUCCCGCGUGCGCAGCAAAUCCGAUCCUUACACCCAGACCGCAUCUCGGUCAAGAUCCCCCGCCAAUUCGGCCACCAGUCUGGAGCCCGUGGCCCCAAGUACCCCACGCUCGCUAUCUCCUCAUUCGCGCAGCAGCCCCGGCUCACGCGAUGCAUCGCCAUCUCGCUCAAACCGACGCCUUUCCACUUCGUCCAUCGAAAGCCGAAAUUAUAUUUUGGAUUUGGCCGACCCCCUGCGUCCCGGUGCAGCACCCGGAGAUUCCAAGCGGGUCCAGAAACACCCAGCAACAUUUCAGUGUAAUCUCUGUCCAAAGAGGUUCACCCGUGCCUACAACCUGCGCUCCCAUCUACGAACCCACACCGACGAACGACCAUUCGUGUGCACAGUCUGCGGCAAAGCAUUCGCCCGCCAACACGACCGAAAGCGCCACGAAGGCCUCCACUCCGGCGAGAAGAAAUUCGUCUGCCGCGGCGACCUCUCAAGAGGCGGAAACUGGGGCUGUGGCCGUCGGUUCGCGCGCGCCGAUGCCCUAGGCCGCCACUUCAGAUCUGAAGCAGGCCGCGUCUGCAUCAAGCCCCUCCUCGACGAAGAAUCUCAAGAGCGCGAAAGAGUCCUUAUUGACCAACAGCAACAACCCCAACAGUCAUCCGGGCAUCUCCAACCCGUGCCACAGCCUCUUGUUAUGCCCGGGGCCCCUGGCAUGGACGGCCAGUCCGGUAGCAAUUUCAUUCUCCCCGCAGCGCUUCUGGCACAGUACCCCGCCCUCCAGACCUUGCAGUGGGAUCAAAUCCCCGCCGCAGGCGAUGACCCGAGCGACAUCGGCGGUCGCAGUAGCUUCGACGCAAGCUCGGGUGGUGAAUUCGGCUUUGAUGAAGAUGAGUCGGGGAUCAGUAGUGUCUCGGGUGUGAGUGGUGGGUAUGCAAAUAAUCAGGGUGGGAUGUACGGUGGUCAGAUGUUGGGUGUUAAUCCUGGUGAUCCGGGGUACCAGGAUCAAAAGUGGAGUGGAUGA
Messenger RNA from Penicillium argentinense, 2358 nucleotides. It is a transcript of the gene crzA, whose product is annotated as putative C2H2 transcription factor Crz1. Gene Ontology annotation, biological process: regulation of transcription by RNA polymerase II. Gene Ontology annotation, cellular component: nucleus. NCBI's taxonomy places the organism in Eukaryota, Fungi, Ascomycota, Eurotiomycetes, Eurotiales, Aspergillaceae. Bases 1 to 2358 code for a protein of 785 amino acids. The record is from RefSeq and is a predicted model, not a curated record. The transcript has a single exon. Gene Ontology annotation, molecular function: RNA polymerase II cis-regulatory region sequence-specific DNA binding; DNA-binding transcription factor activity, RNA polymerase II-specific.